GUGUAGAGGGCGAGGCCUUGUGCUGCUGUGGAGGCUCCGGCCCCCCGGGGUUCGAAGAGAAGCGACCCAAAACCAUGGCGGCGGCGGUGGUAGCGGCGGCGUCGGCGAUGCGGACCCGGAUCCUGCAGGCUUCUUCCAAAGUAAAUUCCAGCUGGUAUCCAGUGUCCUCCUUCUCAUCUUCAGUGCCAACUGUAAAGCUCUUCAUUGAUGGGAAAUUUGUUGAAUCCAAAACUGACAAAUGGAUUGACAUCCACAACCCAGCUACCAAUGAAGUUAUUGGCCGGGUUCCCCAGUCCACCAAAGCUGAAAUGGACGCAGCCGUUGCUGCUUGCAAACGGGCUUUUCCAGCCUGGGCAGACACAUCAAUUUUAAGCCGUCAGCAGGUCCUGCUUCGUUAUCAACAACUUAUUAAAGACAACUUGAAAGAAAUUGCCAAAUUAAUCACAUUGGAACAAGGGAAGACCCUAGCUGAUGCUGAAGGAGAUGUAUUUCGAGGCCUUCAGGUGGUUGAGCAUGCCUGUAGUGUGACAUCCCUUAUGCUGGGAGAGACCAUGCCAUCCAUCACCAAAGACAUGGACCUUUAUUCCUACCGUCUGCCUCUGGGGGUGUGUGCAGGCAUUGCUCCAUUUAAUUUUCCUGCCAUGAUCCCUCUUUGGAUGUUUCCCAUGGCCAUGGUUUGUGGAAACACUUUCCUAAUGAAACCAUCAGAGCGAGUCCCUGGAGCAACUAUGCUUCUUGCUAAGUUGCUGCAGGAUUCUGGUGCCCCUGAUGGAACACUGAACAUCAUCCAUGGACAGCAUGAAGCUGUAAAUUUUAUUUGUGAUCAUCCGGACAUCAAAGCAAUCAGCUUUGUGGGAUCCAACCAGGCAGGAGAGUACAUCUUCGAGAGAGGGUCAAGAAAUGGCAAGAGGGUUCAAGCCAAUAUGGGAGCCAAAAACCAUGGAGUAGUCAUGCCAGAUGCCAAUAAGGAAAAUACCCUGAACCAGCUGGUAGGCGCUGCAUUUGGAGCAGCAGGUCAACGCUGCAUGGCUCUUUCAACAGCAAUUCUUGUGGGAGAAGCUAAGAAGUGGCUGCCAGAGCUGGUGGAGCGCACCAAAAAACUGAGAGUCAAUGCAGGAGACCAGCCUGGAGCUGAUCUUGGCCCCUUAAUCACUCCCCAGGCCAAAGAGCGGGUCUGUAAUCUGAUUGAUAGUGGAACAAAGGAGGGAGCUUCCAUUCUUCUGGAUGGGCGAAAAAUUAAAGUCAAAGGCUAUGAAAAUGGUAACUUUGUUGGACCAACCAUCAUAUCAAAUGUCAAGCCAAAUAUGACUUGUUAUAAAGAGGAGAUUUUUGGUCCAGUUCUUGUGGUUCUGGAGGCAGAAACAUUGGAUGAAGCCAUCAAAAUUGUAAAUGACAACCCAUAUGGAAAUGGAACUGCCAUCUUCACUACCAAUGGAGCCACUGCUCGGAAGUACUCCCACAUGGUGGAUGUUGGACAGGUGGGAGUCAAUGUCCCCAUUCCAGUGCCUUUGCCAAUGUUUUCAUUCACCGGCUCUCGAUCUUCCUUCAGAGGAGAUACCAAUUUCUAUGGCAAACAGGGCAUCCAAUUCUACACUCAGCUAAAGACAAUCACUUCUCAGUGGAAAGAAGAGGAUGCUUCUCUUUCCUCACCCGCUGUCGUCAUGCCUACUAUGGGCCGCUAGGAACAAGCUUCUUCAAGACUCAGUAUAGCCUGAGUAAUCUACUUUCAUUCAUGGCCAACUUCACCUGUCAGCUUUGCUCAAAUAAGAUUUCUGGUAUUGGAAUAUGUUGUAACUUCAGAAUCUCUCAGAACACUGAGUGCCUUCAAAGUUGUAGUGAGGAAACACUAGAGCAGCACUGACAACAGAUUUUCCACUUCUUCAUGCUUCUGGUUUUGAAGUCAUUGUAACUGUGAAGUGAUUACCCAGAGAGAGCUGAGACCUAUUUUCUAAAACUUCUCCUGAAGAAGGGGAUUGUCAGUGUAUGGACUUAUCUUCCAAUAAUUGGAAGGAGAACCCUUGGACAGGGAAAUGGAAUAGAAGAACCCUCUGGUUGAACCUCAAACACAGCCCUCCACCAUGCCAGUUUUCCCACUGCCACGUGUCCCCACACUACACAAUAAGUAACCGUUUCUACUUAUCCCAGUCUUGUGACAAUUGAUUCUUUUCUGCUCAUUGCCACUUGUGAUUCCUGACCUCUGUGUAACACUGUCUUGUCCAUGUUCACUUCUUAAACUACUCCAGGAUAAUGUAGAAUGUAACUGAUGAUCAACGUUUUGUCAUGUGUGCCAAAUAUUAAGCUUCAAGAUUUGCUUCAGUUGUCAUUAAUCAAUACUUCUGCCAUUAAUUCAAAUGCACAUAGUUUCCUUAGAAAAUUAAGUCACAAGUUUUAUAAGCCUAGAAAUCAAAGAAUGUUUCAAUCUUGAGCAACUCUUGCCUUAAAUAAGCCUAACAAAGUAUUAUAUGCUAAA
This is a messenger RNA of Jaculus jaculus (lesser Egyptian jerboa), 2470 nucleotides long. It is a transcript of the gene Aldh6a1, whose product is annotated as aldehyde dehydrogenase 6 family member A1. The transcript has 12 exons. Bases 75 to 1682 code for a protein of 535 amino acids. Gene Ontology annotation, biological process: thymine catabolic process; L-valine catabolic process. NCBI's taxonomy places the organism in Eukaryota, Metazoa, Chordata, Mammalia, Rodentia, Dipodidae. Gene Ontology annotation, cellular component: mitochondrion. Gene Ontology annotation, molecular function: malonate-semialdehyde dehydrogenase (acetylating, [NAD(P)+]) activity; methylmalonate-semialdehyde dehydrogenase (acylating, NAD+) activity. The record is from RefSeq and is a predicted model, not a curated record.